AUGGCACUCUUUGGUACAUUCCACUACAUUGGCUCCAUUGUAUGUCAUAUUCACACAAUAUUUCUUUUUAGGAGCGGAAUACUUGAUCGCAUUAACGGCUCGAAUUACCAAGGCAGUAUAUUCUCGUUUAUUGUGACAAACAUUAUUUUAACUGCACAUCGUCUCCUUUACACAGUUUUCCCCUUGAAAGCACGACAAAUACUGUCUAAGAAGAUAUUAAAGUUCUGUAUUGCGCUCAUAGUAGCAUUCUAUAUUACAUACGUAAGCUUAACUCUGACUCCACUAGCUGCGGUUGUGUACUGCCCUUCGCAGUUUCUCUUCUAUUUUGAGAGAAGGCCUUUGUCAUAUUUUAUUGCAAAGAUGAAUAAAAUGGCCGACUUCGCCGUGGGUGUUGUGAAUAUCGCUAUCUAUACUAUCAUGUUUGGCACAUUGUUCUUAAAAGGAGCCAUUACAUUCAAGAAAAACCAUGAGAUUCGGAUGACAUUGCAAUUACGUAUUUACGUACGCUACCCAAGAGCUCUUUAA
This is a messenger RNA of Strongylus vulgaris, 525 nucleotides long. The record is from the annotation of a GenBank genome assembly. Lineage: Eukaryota; Metazoa; Nematoda; Chromadorea; Rhabditida; Strongylidae.